Messenger RNA from Notolabrus celidotus (New Zealand spotty), 3647 nucleotides. RefSeq names its product inka box actin regulator 2 (gene inka2). Gene Ontology annotation, cellular component: nucleus. NCBI's taxonomy places the organism in Eukaryota, Metazoa, Chordata, Actinopteri, Labriformes, Labridae. The transcript has 2 exons. Gene Ontology annotation, molecular function: protein kinase binding; protein serine/threonine kinase inhibitor activity. The coding region runs from base 333 to 1631 and encodes 432 amino acids. The record is from RefSeq and is a predicted model, not a curated record.
CAGAGGGGGAAAAAGGCACACACAGCAGGCUGACAGUAUCUGAGGAGCGCUUACACCCAGAGUGGUCUUCUGAUGCAGACACAAGAAGGAGCUCAUUAGCAUUUCUUGGAGUAAACGCAUUUUCGUCAUCAGGACUUGUUUAUUUUAAUCAAAGGAUUUGCGUCACUACGCGCCGUGCGCGCAUUCCUCAGCAGGAUUUGCGCAUCUCCAAACGCUGAUUGUUUUCUCUGCUCUCCACGAGAGCGAUGUUUUAAUUUAACUGCCCGCGAGACGAGCUUUCAGAGUCAUGCACGAGCGACUACCGGCGGAGCGUCUCAUCUGAGAUUCAAAAAAUGGAACAACAGCUCUCCAAACCGGAGUGCAAAAACAUGGAUGCGUGUCUGAGGCGACUGAAGCUAGAGCUGGUGUCUAUGAAAGAAGCUGGCGAUGGCCUCCAUGCUCAGAUGAAUUCGAUGAUGGGAGCCCUUCAGGAACUCAAGCUCCUUCAAGUUCAAACGGCGCUAGAGAACCUUGACAUUUCCGGUCGACCCAUCAACAGAGGAAUCCCACAUCCAGCUCCUCCUGAAGCAUCAGCUCCAGCAGUUCUAAACUCAGGCAAGGAUCACGGGUCCUGCUUUGGCCAAACCAUGCCAGAGGUGCCCAGCCCGAGUCCAAUGCAGAGUCCACGACCAUCAGUGGAGAGCAGAAACACAUUCAGUAUAGAUGACAGGAAUAUGUCACGAAACAGAAGCAGCAUGGGCACCUCGUCGUCCUCUGCAUCCAGUUUUGAGAGUGGGAGCGAGACAAGUGAAAGAAGUGACAACAACCUUGAGUCUAUACCUAAAAGAUGGUCUGGGUAUAUGGCCCCACAGGUGGAUUUUUAUGGACCAACAGUGGGGAACCCUCCACCAGAGCUCUUCUCUCAGCCAAAGGUGACCUGUCGGGCUCAGGCAGUGGACCUUCCUGGGAUCCUGUACAGCCUCUCCAGAGAGGGCCCUUCAUUUGACAGCGACUACUCCCAAGAAAGCACAGAUGACGGGAGCGACUGGACAUCUUCACUGAUGAGCGGCAGUCGCAACCGUCAGCCCUUGGUGCUGGGCGACAACGUCUUCGCAGACCUUGUGGGCAACUGGCUUGACUUGCCUGAGGUGGAGAGGGAAGACGUGUCGGAGGAGAAGAGGAAAAAGGGAGAUGAUAGGACAAUGGACGGAGGGGCAGAGAGACCGGACACGCCAGCUCACCCUCUUCGAAACAGUCGCUCACAGGAGAUCUGCAGGAAGUUCUCCUUAACAACAAAUAUCUUCAAGAAGUUCCUGCGCAGCGUCCGGCCUGACAGGGACAAGCUGCUGAAGGAGAGGCCCGGCUGGAUGGCUCCUGAGAUGUCUGAGGGCGAUCUUGUCAAGAGGCCGAAGAAACUUGUUCCAAAGAGUUCAAAAGGCAGCUUCUACUUGCCGUUCUGGGCAAACGGACAGCAAAGCAAAGGCAAGAUGUGUCCACAUCUAGCUGAGGCAGAGAGGAACCACCACCAACACAACUUCCCCCAAGUCCACCAACAGCCGUUUGCUGGGAUUUAUUUAGACCGGAGACAGCCAGAGACUGGUCUGGAGAAAAUGCAGCCCUUGUUUGAUUACAACACAGCUGUGUGGGUCUGACAGCGGGUCCAACAGACUGCCAGUGAUGCCAGGCUGAGUGAGUGACAGGUGCAAGGGGAUUUUGGCUGUGCUGGAGGGGAGUACGAAUGAAUGACUGAACUGUAUGAGAGGCUCAGACUCAGUUAUCUUCCAAAAAAAGAACCAAUGAACUUCACACCCCGACAAAGUUAUCAGGGCAUCAUUUUGUCAGACAAUCCUAAAACCUGAACCUCGUUUGCUGUGUGUGUCUGGUAGUGUGAGUGCAUGCUGAAGAGUGUUUGAGACUGAAGCGUUUCAUUUUGAGGACCUAUGCUGCAAGUUUUGUAUUCAAAAUACUUCCUAUGUGUGUGUGCAUGUGUGACUGGUUCUCUGGAUGUCUCUAAGACGGUACUUUGAAAUGUUUUUCAGAAUGUCACUACCACCACCAGAUCUUUAAGAAAACAACCCCAGACUUUUUCACUCCCAGGCUGCAGGACGUACGCACACUUGUGUUUAUCACUUCUUUGCAUCUAUGAAUGGGAACACCAACUGUUGGAUUGCAUGAGGUUAUAAGUGAUCCUACAAACAGCUGUUACUGAACGCACUGCCACUGAACACAGCGAUAAGUUUCCCCCUUUUGUUUCCAACAGGCUUAGACGUCUUGGAAACUCAGGUUCAACUAAAUCCAUCAGUCUCAUUCACCUUUCUCAGGGUAUGAAGGUGUAACAGGAGUAAAUUAUGAGAUAGCUCCACAUUUAACUGGGUUUUUAAGAGUUCAAAGAUUUGCCUCAUCUUAUCUUAGCAGCAAUACAGUGCAUGACGAGUUCAGAGAUUGCACAUUAAAGUUUGAGAUUUAUCCCUCAUUUUGCUUGCUGUCCUGCUAGAAAUACUCAUUUUUCUUCUCUGCCAUGCAACCAUGGCACAUGUUGAGUCAACUGUCAGUCCUCCUGGCUUGUUUCGCAGAAAGAGGAGGGGGUAUAGAUGGCACAGCCAAUGGUGACUGACUGACUGCCAUCUGGUACACAGUCGUUAUGUAAAGCUCGGUCGCCACCGAUUUUGAAAAAGAUGCAAAAAUGUCUGGUUUAAUCCCACAGCUCUGUGGAUUAUGAUGAUGGCGUUACAUACUGUAUAUAGACACCAGGUGAAUACAUUACAGAGCUGUGGCAGUGAAGAGGCAGGCUAGUGGAGGUAAUUUCAAACAGACAGGAUCAAGUUUCAUGUACAGAUCAUUGUACAUAUUUGUCAUGAACGUAACAGCAGCAAUAACAAACAUUUACUAUAAUCUCCCAUUGCAUGGUUUCAUUAUUCUUCACAGAUGAAAAUGUCACAGUACUAUUGCAGUUUUUGCCAUGACAUGAUGAAGAUGCUUCACUUAAUAUAAACCACAAACUGAUGAGUCAGCGUCUCACUUAGUGUCUUUUCUCUCGUUUCAUAACGUACAACUUCAGUGUUUUCAUUUCAAGCAGCAUCAGGAUAGUUUGACACAAAACUACAGCUUUCUUCAAAAGUUCACGUAAAUAUAAUAAUUCCCUCAGGAUUACAAACAAAACUGCCAGCUCUGAGUCCAAACACUUUGAGUUUAAAGAGGACCACUGAUAUGCAAAGACAAUCUAACACACAGACUUUUCAUUGUUAUUAAGAAACUGUUGAUUUCAUUCAGUUUUCAAAGGGAUCCCAGACCAAUCAACUCAGCCAGCAGGGAUUAGGCCUUAGGUCUUUUGAGUGUCUUGGCCAGUCGAUCCAUAUGGUGUUGUCUCAGUAUUCAGGUCAAUACAUACCACACAUUCAAAGGGUCCAACACACACACACAGACACAGACACACAGUUUUUACAGAGAUGGUUGUGCUGUGAUGCACAGUCUGAGAUGUCAUAUCACACAAUAUGUGUAAGUAAAUGUAACAUUUGUUUCUUCCUAUUUACAGUUGUCUAAGUGUUAUUUUCAGCGCUGUUGUUGAUAUUUUUCAUCAGGGUUCUGCGAACCUUCAGUAGUGAUUUUGAGUCAUGUGAGCUGUAACACUGUCACUGAAUCUUUGUAAAUUAAAUCUGUUUUCAGAGAAA